Messenger RNA from Suncus etruscus (white-toothed pygmy shrew), 678 nucleotides. It is a transcript of the gene SFR1, whose product is annotated as SWI5 dependent homologous recombination repair protein 1. The coding region runs from base 1 to 633 and encodes 210 amino acids. The transcript is spliced from 2 exons. The record is from RefSeq and is a predicted model, not a curated record. NCBI's taxonomy places the organism in Eukaryota, Metazoa, Chordata, Mammalia, Eulipotyphla, Soricidae. Gene Ontology annotation, biological process: double-strand break repair via homologous recombination; positive regulation of DNA-templated transcription. Gene Ontology annotation, cellular component: Swi5-Sfr1 complex.
AUGAUGCUUCCUCUAUCAGUAAAGUGCGUUUUCCUAUUCUCUGCCAUUUUCCAGCGUGUGCCUGAAACAUUGAGAGAACGGUUACAAAAAACAAGGUCUUCCUUCAGUUCCUCUUACAGCGUGGUUAAACGUCUUCGAGUGGAUGCUGAGGAGGAGCCAAACUUUACUGAAAAACCGGCAGAGGAGAGCCUUUCAGAAUGUGAACACAUAGACGGUGAAUUGGCAAAAGGGCCUUGUUUGAAAGAUAGUUCUGAGUGUAUCACUGUAUGUGACUCUAAAUCACUUUACAGUGGACAGUGUAGAGAUCUCCAGAACGACGAUGUGAUCGACCAUCUCUCUAAACAAGGAUUAAAUGAAGAAAAAGCAAAUUUGGUGAAACAGAUUCAGGAGAAAGAAGAACUUCUUCGGAGACUAAAAUUAGUCAAAAUGUAUAGAUCAAAGAAUGACCUGUCUCAGUUACAAUUGUUAAUAAAGAAGUGGAGAGGCUGUAGCCAGCGCUUGCUUUAUGAGUUGCAGUCAGCUAUGUCUGAGGAGAACAAGAAACUAAGUCUUACUCAGUUGAUAGACCACUAUGGGCUAGAUGAUAAGUUGUUACACUAUAAUAGAAGUGAAGAAGAAUUUAUUGAUGUUUAAUUUAUUUUCUCUCCAGAAUAUCUUUGCUAAUGACACCUUAGUUAA